AAUCGAUUCCGAUUCCAACACGUCUCCGUGUGGUGCAGAAACCACUGUUCUAUCACUCGUGGUGUGUGAUAUAGAUUUCUGCGAGGCUCGUCUUAUUUGAGAUCGGUUCAGAGAGCUGCUGUGAUCAUGGCGGAGAGCAGUCUCCACGUUGUUCUGUUCCCAUGGCUGGCCUUUGGCCACUUGAUACCCUUCCUCGAGCUCUCCAAGUCGUUAGCCAAAAGAUGCCACCAUGUCUUCUUCCUAUCGACCCCAAGAAACAUCAGCAGGCUCCCCAAACUCCCUCCCUCUUUAGCUCCAUCCAUAGACUUCGUCCGCAUCCCUUUGCCGCCAUGCGAGGGCCUCCCCGACGGCGCAGAGGCCACCAGCGACCUCCCACAGGAGAAGGUCAAAUACCUCAACAAGGCCUUCGAUGGCCUCGAGCAGUCCGUGGCCGAGUUCCUCGUGCAGACGUCUCCGAAGCCCAGCUGGAUCAUCCAUGACUACGCUCCAUAUUGGCUGCCUCUGAUUGCAACCAGGGUGGGCGUCCCGUGCAUCUUCUUCAACACGUUCCCGUCCUUCGUCAGCGCGUUCUUCACGGGACCAGGUGGAAGAGGGAUGCAGCGGCCCGUCGAGGCGUUCACUACGCCGCCGGAGUGGAUCCCCUUUCCGACCAAACUGGCUUAUCGAGCGUACGAGGCCCGCAGCCUUAGCGACCACGUGAAGCGAGACGACGUCUCGGGAGUGUCGCUGGUGCGUCGAAUCGAGAUGGUUGGCAAGGGAUGCGAGCUCAUGGCCGUACGCGCGUGCACCGAGUUCGAACGUGAAUGGUUAAGCCUUCUUCGAGAGCACAACGAGAAGCCGGUGAUUCCAGUAGGCCUACUUCCUCCUUCGAUCAAGGACCGGAGUGGCGAGGCGAACCAGGGUGCCAACACAGGGGACAUCUUCCUCUGGCUGCGCGAUCAAGCUCCUGGAUCUGUUCUUUACAUUGCCUUGGGGAGCGAGGUCGCGCUAAGCGCGGAGCUGCUGCGCGAGCUGGCCUUUGGAGUGGAACAGGGCGGCCUGCCAUUCCUCUGGGCUCUCAGGAGGCCGGACGACAUGGAAGCGUUGCCGGAAGGGUUCGAGGAGCGACUCAAGGGGCGCGGUGUCGUCGCCUUUGGGUGGAUUCCUCAGCUCCAGGUUCUGGCGCACGAAUCCGUGGGCGGAUUCCUGACGCACUGCGGCUGGGGAUCUCUCAUCGAAGGCCUCGCCUUCGGCCGCCCGCUCGUCCUCCUACCCAUUGCUUUUGACCAAGGCCUUAAUGCGCGACUCAUGGAGGAGAAAUCGUUGGGUGUGGAGAUAGGAAGAGACGAGGAAGACGGGUCUUUCACAAGGGAAGCAGUGGCGCACGCAAUUGGACUGGUUAUGGCGGAGGAAGCAGGGAAGAAAAUUAGAGACGCCGCCAAGGAGAUGAAAGAUGUGUUUGGCGAUACAGAAUGCCAUGAAAAGUACGUGGAUGAGUUUGUUCAGUAUCUGCAACAUCAUAAUAAUUAGAUGUAAAGCAAUCUUGGACUUGUUUAAUUCAGGUCAACGCUCGACCGACAUCCAACGCAAACUAAUUGAAUCUUUUGAGCUGUGAUAUCACACAGGAC
Musa acuminata AAA Group (dessert banana) is the source of this 1607-nucleotide messenger RNA. RefSeq names its product putative UDP-rhamnose:rhamnosyltransferase 1. Bases 127 to 1509 code for a protein of 460 amino acids. Gene Ontology annotation, molecular function: UDP-glycosyltransferase activity. The record is from RefSeq and is a predicted model, not a curated record. The transcript has a single exon. Lineage: Eukaryota; Viridiplantae; Streptophyta; Magnoliopsida; Zingiberales; Musaceae.